GGAAAUGGACAUCUGAUAACUAGGGUAAGGUUUUCGUCGUUUACUCGCGUCACUCGAGUCGACUCCAUUGCCGAGUUUACCCGGGUGAAACAUCCCGAACGGUCCGAGUAGUCACAUGACAUCAAAACAGUUACGACGUCAGUAUGUGAUCGAGAGACAGGCUUUUUUGCGCAUAGGACGCCAUUUUGUCACGUGACAAACCCUUUUAAUAUUCGCUCAAGCGGAAGUAAACGGGUUAGUCACUUGAUGCGACUCGAGUCAGUCAUAUGACCAACUCGAUUCAAAACGCGAACGGUCUGGUGUCGACUCGAGUGACUCGGGUGAACAACGAAAACCUUACCAAAGAACCAGUUUUCUUUUCUUCACGCAGUAUACCCCUUCUGUUGAAGUUGACGAUCAGUCCCACUUAUUGUUUUCCACUUGACUAACCUUGUUUUGACCCGUUAAAUCAACUUGUAUCUGUAGACCUCACCUGUAAACAUCAACAAUUGAUAACAUCAUGAUCACAAUGAAUUGUUCCGGAAAUGCACAUUGGAUAACAAAGAACUAGUUAUCUUUAGUCCCGCUUAUUGUUUACCAGAUCUGUGACCUUGUUUUGAUCCGUUAAUUCAACUUGUAUCUGUAGACCUGACCUGUAAACAUCAACAGUUGACAAUAACAACACAAUGGAAACUAAUGAUGUUAAAACUUUCCAUCAGUGUGUUGUAUGUGAUGAGAUUUUUCAACAAUAUGAUGAUUUAGAAAAACACAAUAAGAUACAUAUUAAAGAAGAGAAAACUGAUGAUGUAGAUGAAUAUUGUCAUGUUAAAGAAGAAGAGAAAACUGAUGAUGUAGAUGGAUAUUGUCAUGUUAAAGAUGAGAAAACUGAUGAUGUAGAUGGAUAUUAUCAUGUUAAAGAAGAGAAAACUGAUGAUGUUGAAACUGUUUAUCAGUGUAAUUUGUGUGAUGAAGAAUUUAAAUUAGAAACUGAUUUAGAGAAACACUGUGAAAUACAUGUUAAAGAAGAGGAUUCUGUUUUACAACAUGGUAAAUGUGAUAUUUGUGAUAUGUCGUUUAGUAAGAAUAGUUGUCUAAAAUUACACAGGAUAAUUCAUACUGGAGCGAAAACGCUUCCAUGUAAUGUUUGUAGUAAAUCAUUUAGUCAGAAAGGACAUCUACAGAGACACAUGAGAAUUCAUACUGGUGAAAAACCUUAUAUAUGUGAUGUUUGUAGUGAAUCAUUUAGUCAGAAAGGACAACUACAGAGACACAUGAGAAUUCAUACUGGCGAAAGGCCUUAUAAAUGUGAUGUUUGUAGUAAAUCAUUCACAGGCAGUAGUCAACUACAGAGACACCUCAGAAUUCAUACUGGCGAAAAACCGUUUGAAUGUGAUGUUUGUAGUAAAUCAUUUAAUGUGAGUGGUUCUCUACAAACACACAUAAGAAUUCAUACUGGUGAAAAACCUUAUAAAUGUAAUGUUUGUAGUAAAUCAUUCACACAUAGUAGUUCUCUACGGUCACACAUUAGAACUCAUACUGGCGAACACUCAUUUCAAUGUGAUGUUUGUAGCAAAUUAUUUACACAGAAAAAUAAUCUACAGAGACACAUGAGAAUUCAUACUGGCGAACACUCAUUUCAAUGUAAUGUUUGUAGUAAAUCAUUUGUUACGAAUAGUCAUUUGAAGAGACACAUGAGAAUUCAUACUGGAAAAAACCCUUAUAAUUGUGAUGUUUGUAGUGAAUCAUUUACUCGGAGUUGUUCUCUAGAACAACACAUAAGAUCUCAUACACUAGGAAAAAACGUAUGAUUCUGGUGUUAGUCUUUUAGUGUGCAAACACACAGGAGAAAAACUUAUAAAUGUAAUAUUUGUAGUAAAUCGUUCAAAGUGGUUCUAUACACCAUCAUAAACAUUUAAACAAACAAGCACAAAAGGAAUUGUGAGCAAACAAACCUUUCCAUCUCCCCUCCUUCGAUUGAAAUGAAAUAAAAUGUUGUUUAAUGUCCUACUGGUCUCCUCAAACCGGGCUCAUAUAGAUGGGCAUACGUCAUGCUUUUUGCUGUGGGAGUCAUAAAGAUGGGCAUAUGUCAUGCCUUUUGCUAUGGGGGUAAUAAAGAUGGGCAUAUGUCAUGCCUUUUGCUAUGGGGGUAAUAAAGAUGGGCAUAUGUCAUGCCUUUUGCUAUGGGGGUAAUAAAGAUGGGCAUAUGUCAUGCCUUUUGCUAUGGGGCUCAUAAAGAUGGGUACACACCAUGCCUUUUGCUAUGAGCGUAAUAAAGAUGGGCAUAUGUCAUGCCUUGUGCUAUGAGGGUAAUAAAGAUGGGCAUAUGUCAUGCCUUGUGCUAUGAGGGUAAUAAAGAUGGGCAUACGUCAUGCCUUGUUCUAUGAGGGUAAUAAAGAUGGGCAUACGUCAUGCCUUGUGCUAUGAGCGUAAUAAAGAUGGGCAUGCUUUUAUUUCAAAUUCCAACUGCUAAUGGUUCUUUUAAGAGCACGACAACACGCACAAAGGACCCAGGAUUUUUGCCCUAUCCAAAUGACUGCACCAAAUAUAUUCCCAUUUGUUAAUUAAGUCAAAUGUAAUACUGGAGUAAGGUCUGUCAUUGAGUCAACUGGCAUAGUUUGAAUUCCCCAGUUGUACAUGACAAGGCGUUGGGUCGCCUGUCCAACCUCGUGGGUUUUCUCUGGGUCCUCCAGUUUCCUCCAACUGCUAAAGACCCCUACACACAUGCGAAUUAUUGAAAUAAAAUUGAAAAAUAUGUUAGUCUCGAAAUAACGGUUUUAGAUUUACCUCACAAAAUGUCAGGCAUUAAUGAAAGAGUACCUGACAUUUUCAACUUAUUGCCGGACAUGUAUUAAUAAUAUCAACAAAAAAGACAGAUCAGUGCCAGACAAAAUGACAGGCACCAGAGGUUUUGUGCCUGACAAAGCCUGAAUCUGUGCCUGACAUUGUCUGUGACAGGUGCCUUAUUCCC
Patella vulgata (common limpet) is the source of this 2947-nucleotide messenger RNA. Its product is annotated as zinc finger protein 239. The coding region runs from base 666 to 1787 and encodes 373 amino acids. Lineage: Eukaryota; Metazoa; Mollusca; Gastropoda; Patellidae. The record is from RefSeq and is a predicted model, not a curated record. Gene Ontology annotation, biological process: regulation of transcription by RNA polymerase II. The transcript is spliced from 3 exons. Gene Ontology annotation, molecular function: DNA-binding transcription factor activity, RNA polymerase II-specific; RNA polymerase II cis-regulatory region sequence-specific DNA binding.